UAAGUCCCAUCCUGCCAUCUUGUGGCGAAAAGAUAAUAUGUCAAUCAUAACAAGCAAUAAGAACAUUAUUUCAACAUCAACUGAGGACACAUUUAUGAAUACAAAACAUUUCCUCCAAAUUUCUCUCAACAGCUUUGCUCCAGUGAAAAUGGCUGGGAGUUAAUGAGUUAAAUAGUACUCGUAAAACGCCAGUGUCAAAGUCGACAGUGAAGAGACGACUCCGGGAUUCUGGCUUUCAAGACAAAGUUGCAGGGAAAAAAAAAAAAAAAAAAGCCAUAUCUGAGACAGGCUAAUAAAAGGAAACUAUUAAUAUGGGCAAAAGAACACAUACAUUGAACAGAGGAAGAUUGGGCAAAUGUGUUAUGGACAGACGUAUCAUAGUUUGAGAGGUUUGGACUUUGGAUCAAAGAGAAGAACAUUUGUUAGAUGCAUAACAACUGAAAAGAUGCUGGAAGAGUGCCUGAUGUCAUCUUUCAACCAUGGUGAAGUCCACAGGAGUCUUUGUCGAUUUUGGGAUGGCGUCAGACACGGCACCCCAAAACCAUGGCUCCAAGGGGAUUAUGACCUUUUACCCUACUGCUGAAGAGUUCAAAAAUUUCAGCCGUUAUGUCGCCUACAUGGAGUCGCAGGGGGCACACAAAGCAGGACUGGCUAAAGUGGUCCCACCAAAGGAAUGGAAGCCCAGACAGUCAUAUGACGAUAUAGAUGAUUUGGUUAUUCCUGCACCCAUUCAGCAAGUGGUGACGGGCCAGUCAGGUCUUUUUACUCAGUACAACAUUCAGAAAAAAUCCAUGUCUGUUAAAGAGUUCCGCAAGAUUGCAAACAGUGACAAGUUCUGUAGCCCUCAUUAUGAUGAUUUUGAUGAACUGGAAAGGAAGUAUUGGAAAAAUGUGACCUUUAAUCCUCCUAUAUAUGGGGCUGAUGUCGGCGGCAGUCUAUACAAUCCGGAAGUCAAAGAAUGGAACAUUUGUCAUCUAAACACAAUUUUGGACACUGUGGAAUCAGACAGCGGUAUCACCAUUGAGGGUGUUAAUACACCCUACUUAUAUUUUGGCAUGUGGAAGACCACCUUUGCAUGGCAUACUGAGGACAUGGACCUCUACAGUAUCAAUUACUUGCACUUCGGAGAGCCCAAAUCCUGGUACUGUGUCCCACCAGAGCACGGGAGAAGAUUUGAGCGUCUGGCUCAAGGUUUCUUCUCCGGUAGUGCUCAAACUUGUGAAGCCUUUUUGCGGCACAAAAUGACGCUGAUAUCACCUUCUAUACUGAAGAAAUACGGGAUUCCGUUUGAAAAGAUUACCCAAUAUGCUGGAGAGUUUAUGGUUACUUUUCCCUAUGCUUAUCAUGCCGGUUUCAACCAUGGAUUCAACUGUGCUGAAUCCACCAACUUUGCCACACAACGGUGGAUCGAGUAUGGCAAACAAGCAGUUUUGUGUUCGUGCCGCAAGGACAUGGUCAAAAUCUCCAUGGAUGUGUUUGUCAAGAAAUUCCAACCAGAACGUUAUGAACAGUGGUUGGCAGGGCGAGAUACAGUGCCCAUCGACCACUCCCGGCCUACGCCAGAGGCCAAAGAGUUCCUAGGCGAUUCCUUUGAUAUGGUCCACAAUAAUAGCAGUUGUUUGUUGGAUUGCGGUGCAGAUGAUAUUGAGCGGAAGAGUCCUCUUCAUCGAAUUGAGACCAAGAGACACCGGGUUUGUCUGGAAUUACCCGAAGAGGUUGUUCCCAAAGACUCUGAUGACGAAAUGAUGCUGUAUGCUAAGCGUCCGAGAUUAAAUCUUUUACCACCACGUAUGACACCACAAGAUGGGAAGCGGAAUAAAGGUCCCCCAAAGUUGGUCGUCACACCGACAAAGCUCACUUUGGUGGAUCCGUUUCACAGGGGUGUAAACAGCAGUGAAUCAGGGCACACUCCUCACUACACCAAGACUCGUCCACCUGCGUUUUCAUCCCAAAACGGUCAUUUGACGGUGACGCCAACGUGGACGCAGUCCCGUAAAAUGGGGGUGGCCAGCUUGCUUUUCCAUCGGACUCUCACUCAAAAAGAUAUCCUGCAAGUGCAGAAUUACCCUCGGGAAAAACAGCAGAUUCAUAAGAUGCUGCAGGUUCACAGCUACGCCAGAGAACAACAGCCCCAGCCUGUAUUGUCACCUGAUGGGGGAAGCAGAGAAUUUCUGCCUGAGUCUCGAAUAUCUCCCAUUCAAGUGGUGCCUGGUCCGACUGAACAUUCUGUGGAGAAGGACCACAUGCCAAGUGUUUCGACACCUGUCUAUGUUGUUCUGGAUGCAGCAGUGAAGGCCGACGCUGAUCCCACCUGCAUUCCACAGUCCACCCAGAUCAACAACUGGGACAUACCUAAAAACCAAAACAAAAAAAAGGUGUCAGAAGACCAGUCCUACUGUAUGUCAGUGGUCACCAAGCAGCAACAGCAGCAGCAGCAGCAACAAGAGCAGCUCAGAAAGCUUCCACGUCACCACCCUCUCUUCAGGGAGCUUUACAGUGAUGAAGAGAUUUAUCAAGAUGUGGCGAUGGACCACGAGGAGAAAGAGGAAUGGGCAAAGCCGUUAACGAAGCUGUGGCAGUGUCGGCCUGCAAACCACCAGGUGGAGUGGGAGUACAAUAAAAGAAUGGGUGAACAGGCUCCUUACUGCUCCAUCUGCCUACUUUUCUACACCCACCAUCUGUCCGAGGCCGGCGGCGACAGGAAUUCCAGCGUGACGUUGGUAAACCGCCAAGGUCACCAGUGGUCCAAACCCCUCAUUCCUGAAAUGUGUUUCAACACGCACACCAACAAGGCCAGUGAUAGCGGGGAAGGCCAGCUGUCCAACCCUCACAUCACAGAGGACGGCACCAGCCGGCUGGUCAGCUGUUCUCGGUGCUGCGUUCGCGUGCACACCAGUUGCUACGGUGUAACCAGAGAGGAAGCUGAGCAAGAUGAUUGGCUAUGUGCUCGCUGCAAAGCUGAUGCUACUUAUGAGGAUUGCUGUCUGUGUUCUCUCCGUGGUGGAGCUCUGCAGAGAGCCAACAAUGACAAGUGGGUUCAUGUGCUGUGCGCCAUCACUGUGCUCGAAGCUCGCUUUGUCAACAUCACGGAGCGGGGUCCCAUCGAUCUGUCUUCAAUCCCACUGCCUCGAUUCAGACUGAAAUGCGUUUUCUGCAGGAAGCGGAUGAAGAGGGAGUUUACAGGCUGCUGCGUGCAGUGCUCCCACGGACGCUGCUCCACGGCUUUUCACCCCAUGUGCGCUCAGGCUGCCGGCGUCCUCAUGCACCCGGACGACUGGCCGUUCGUUGUCUUCAUCACCUGUCCCCGUCACAAAACACCUACCGUCAUUGAGCGUAACAAGGACUCCAUGAGAGAGCUUGCAGUGGGACAGAGGGUGAUUUGUAAAUACCGAAAUGGCCGUUACUACCACAGCGAGGUGGUGGGACUGACCACCGCCACCUUCUACGAAGUGGUGUUCGACGACGGUUCGUACAGUGACAACCUCUUCCCAGAGGACAUCGAGAACCGGGACUGCGCUCGACUUGGACCGCCUGCAGAGGGCGCCACCGUGUCGGUCCGGUGGACUGAUGGCUUGCUGUAUGGGGCUAAGUUUGUGGCGUCUCACUCCAUUCCGAUGUACCUGGUGGAAUUUGAAGAUGAAUCCCAAAUUUCAGUCAAGCGUGAGGACGUGUACACCUUAGACGAAGAUCUGCCUAAACGGGUCAAGUCUCGACUGUCUGUGGCGUCAGACAUGCGCUUCGAACUCUUCGCGCAGGAAGACGUCAAACAGAACUCCAAACGACAACGCGUCAUCAACUCUCGUUACAGAGAAGACUACAUCGAGCCCGUCAUUUAUCGGGCCAUCAUGGAGUGACGAGGGUUUGUCCUACCUUGCUUCCGAGGCCUGCCCUGGCUUCAUAUUUAUCAAGUACGGCUGGGACUUUCAAUGACUUUGAUGUGCUUUGAAUAACGCUCUUUUCAUAUGAUGAUCUGUAGAUUUCUUUAUGCUUAAUUUAUUUUGGAGGGUAGUGGAAGAAGCCAUCAGCCAAUAAUCAAGUAGGCCGAACUACUUAUUGAGGCAACAUUUUUUUUCCCCCCUUCAUUUAUGUGCACCUCAGAAGCCAUUUUGUCACUUAGUAUUUUUCCAAAACACUCAAGUAACUCUUUUGACCCGUUACAUUGCAUUUACCCAAAGAUAUGAAACAUAACACAUUGCCUGAAAUGUUCAUCCCAUCCCACUAAUCUUCAUCACAAUUUGUUCAGCAUUUCAACCGUCUGCUGUGAAAACUCAGAAUCGAGCCUUAUUUCCCCAGCUAAAGUUUGCGGAUUAUUUUGACAUAAGAACUGAAUUGCAAGCCCGAUUUACGUUUGAGGAAAGAAACUAUUUUUGUCCUUUUUCGCAAAUCUGUAGAAAACCUCAGAUGUAUUUAUAUUUAUUAUGAUGAUAGCAGGUUUUCAGGCACACUGUUGAUAGUUUUCUGCUUAUUUUUAGAGGGUGUCCAUGGAAUCACAUACUCUCACUGAGCUUCUUUUUUUGUCUGGUGACUGCUAGCUCUAGAAAUCAACUAAGAUUCAAAUAAGAAAGUAGAAGUUCAUUUCCUAAUGAACUACACGGUGAGUCUUAAAAUAAGGUACCCUCAUGUCUGUCUUUGUAAACUCUCCACUGUUUGAGUAAAAGUUGGGAUAAGAAAACCAAAUCGUUUGUAUGUGAGUGAUUCUCAUGAAAUGUUGUAUUCGAUAUAGAAGCAGGUUGAACCAACAGUUGUACUUUGACCUCUAUUGUUAUUAGUGCUGUAAAAGUGGUGAAAUACAAGGGAAAGCGCACAUAGCUCUUUGAUUGCUGCCGCGGCGGGAUGUGUUUUAUCUAGUAAGCACCUAAAGUCGUGAAAAAAUUAGGACACCCAAUUAAAUAUUCAGUUCUUUAUUAACUCA
Messenger RNA from Corythoichthys intestinalis (scribbled pipefish), 4912 nucleotides. RefSeq names its product lysine (K)-specific demethylase 4A, genome duplicate b (gene kdm4ab). NCBI's taxonomy places the organism in Eukaryota, Metazoa, Chordata, Actinopteri, Syngnathiformes, Syngnathidae. Gene Ontology annotation, molecular function: histone H3K9 demethylase activity; histone H3K36 demethylase activity. The transcript is spliced from 22 exons. Gene Ontology annotation, biological process: regulation of gene expression; chromatin remodeling. Bases 480 to 3854 code for a protein of 1124 amino acids. The record is from RefSeq and is a predicted model, not a curated record. Gene Ontology annotation, cellular component: nucleus; chromatin.